This is a messenger RNA of Micropterus salmoides (largemouth bass), 1517 nucleotides long. Its product is annotated as heat shock transcription factor 2 binding protein. Gene Ontology annotation, cellular component: cytosol. The transcript has 10 exons. The coding region runs from base 185 to 1231 and encodes 348 amino acids. The record is from RefSeq and is a predicted model, not a curated record. Lineage: Eukaryota; Metazoa; Chordata; Actinopteri; Centrarchiformes; Centrarchidae.
UGAAUAAAAAAAAAAAAGGUUCAAACACAAAGGAAGAGGAGAUAAGCCUCUCUGUGCCCGGCGGAGAGCUGCAAAACCCGGACUGGAGUCUGGCGGCGUGAGCAAGACAAGUCGAGCCCUUUCAUCUGACAGGAAAAGUAAAAAUCUACAAGUACAAGAAGACAACAAUCAGACCGACCACAAGAUGUCAGCGUCCUUAUUAGGCGGGAAAUCUCUGGCUCUGGGCCACGGGGCACAGGUAAAGACACAGGAUGAGUUUGUCAGAGUGAGGAAAAGAGAUUUAGAGAAGUUAACCACAGAAGUCAUGCAGCUGAGGGAGUUCCUGCCCAGAGUUCUGAAUGGAGACCUGAUUGAAAUGCUGCACAAAGCUCGAGCAGCUCAGACAAUGAGGGAGCGCCUUGCGGUGGAACAAGAGCAGUUGCAACAGGAGUGUCUGCACCUUCAGUCCCGACUGGAUGCAGUGCAGACUGAAUGUCAGAAAGAGAGAGAGGAGAAGCUGCUGUUACGUGAGCAGCUGUGGCAGAGCGGAGCAGAGCUGCAGCAGCAGGCAGACUUCUGCUCUGGUCUGGGAUCUGCAGCCUGCAGUCUGCUGUGGAGCUGCUCUGCCAAGGAGGACACUGUGGCGCACUGGCUGGUUGAUGGUAAGCUGCAGUCCUUCCUGACCUUAGCUGCUCAGACUCUGGAGAGCUUUGUCAGGUCGCUGGAUGAGGAGAUGAAAACUGAGGACCACAACUCCCAGGAUCACCAGUUUGUGCUGGCUCUGGCUGGAACCAUUACUAAUAUAGCAGCAGUGGCGUGUGGGCGGGACUUCCUGUCCAGCUCGGCUCAUGUCCUACUGGACACUCUGACGAAGCUUCUGGAGCUGAUGAAGCCUGGUGUCUUCCCCAAACUGAAAGUGUUGAUGCUGAUGGCUCUGUAUAAUGUCAGCAUCAGUGUUAAAGGACUGAAGUACAUCAGUGAGAACCCAGGACUCCUGCCUCUCAUCUCGACCCUGCUGGACGAUGGAGACUGGGAGGUUUGUCUCCACUCUCUGCGUCUCCUGCAGUCGGUGUUGUUGGAGGAGGAUGUGCUGCUCCUGUUGGGCUCCUCCCUGCUGGAUCCAGAUCUCCAAGCUCGGGUCAGUCGUCUCACCUCCAAGGUGCAACCCAGCCUGAGACUGGCUGCCCAGCAGACCCUGGAGGACCUGAAUGCCCUCCAACAGGGCCGGGGGUGUAAACAGAGCAGCCUCUAAUGUGGAUUCAGUAUGUUCAGCCCAGUCCUCCUCCUCCUCUUGUUUAACUUCCUUUCAUGUCACAUCAGAUCUGUCUGUUUCUGUGCGUAUAAGUGCAAUAUGAGUAUCAGAGCUAUUAUAGCACAUCACACCUAUAAAGUUAAAGGAACAGAUUUUCAUAUCUAAACUUUUAUGACUGUUUUUACUUGCACUGUUGAGCCUUCAGAUUUGUUCUCAUGGUUUGUUACUCACUUAUUGUAAUACAGGUUUGUACAAGAUACAUUAAAGUUGUGAUGUUUGCACACUU